This is a messenger RNA of Polypterus senegalus (gray bichir), 4026 nucleotides long. RefSeq names its product cytochrome P450 2B19-like. The transcript is spliced from 15 exons. Gene Ontology annotation, cellular component: cytoplasm; intracellular membrane-bounded organelle. Gene Ontology annotation, biological process: xenobiotic metabolic process. The record is from RefSeq and is a predicted model, not a curated record. Bases 2367 to 3647 code for a protein of 426 amino acids. Gene Ontology annotation, molecular function: iron ion binding; heme binding; oxidoreductase activity, acting on paired donors, with incorporation or reduction of molecular oxygen, reduced flavin or flavoprotein as one donor, and incorporation of one atom of oxygen. NCBI's taxonomy places the organism in Eukaryota, Metazoa, Chordata, Cladistia, Polypteriformes, Polypteridae.
GUAUGACUACUCGUUGUGUUCAUUUAGAUUUAAUUGAAAAUUUAGACACUGAUGCAUUUCUCAUGGCUUUCCGUCGGUUUGUGUCAAGAAGAGGCCAGCCUGCUGAACUUCUGUCUGACAGAGGUACAAAUUUUCGAGGAGGAGAAGCUGAGUUAAAGGAAGCUAUUACUGCCAUGGCACCUUCCUUGCAGGAGCAACUUGCUAAGCAACAAGUGAAAUUUCAGUUCAACCCACCAAGUAGUCCACAUUUUGGAGGGACCUGGGAACGGGAAAUCAGGUCAGUGAAGAGUGCCUUACGAGUAGUUCUUGGAACCAAUGUUGUGACUGAGGCCGUAUUAGCUACCGUUCUUAUAGAAGUUGAAGGUAUUUUGAACUCCAAACCCUUGGGUUAUGUAUCCUCAGAUGUGGCAGAUCCUGACCCAAUAACACCGAAUCUGUUGCUCAUGGGGCGGCGAGAUGCUUCACUACCACAGGUAGUUUACCCUCCAGAUGAUUUGCUGGGACGACGGCGAUGGCGUCACAGUCAGAUUUUAGCUGAUCACUUCUGGAGUAAUUUUGUCAAGAAUUACUUACCUGGUCUACAGCUCCGUCAGAAAUGGCAGACUGAAUGUGAUGAGUUGAAGGUUGGAGAGGUAGUCAUGAUUAUUGACGCGCAACUCCCAAGAGCAUCAUGGCAAAGCGGUACAAUCAUUGAAACCUACCCAGGACCUGAUGGUCGCAUACGUACAGUUAAGAUUCAGGUGAAGGAUCGAGUGUAUGUCCGACCCACAGUAAAAUUAGUCAGGCUUCCAGCUGUUGAAGACUGUGAUGGAUAUAGACCAGAUGGGUGAUGGUGACUUUCUUCUUGAAGUACAAAUUUGUGCUAACAAAUUUGGGGGAGGCUAUGUCAGAAAGUCCAUUGUCAGGUUGAAUUGCGACCUCUAAUGGCAAUAUAUUAGAAACACUUGUAAAACUUUUCUUACAUAUUUCCGGGUGAAAGUUCAGGCUUUGCACGUCUUUUGUUCCUUUGUUUACUUGCUGCACGUUGUGAGAAUAGUUUGUCCUUUUCUCUUAUCAAUUGAGCCAUUAAUGCUGUGCGUCCUUGCGGAAAUGUAAGUUUAUCAUAGAUAAUUUUAUAUAAAGAGGUUCAAAUGUUUGUUAAUCUUACACGUUCAGAGUAUUUAAAAUGUGUACUUGUACGUAACAUUGUAACUUAGUGUAUGUAUUUGAUUUGUUUACAGACCACAGCAACAGGAAUUAAAGUACUUUCAGAGUUCAGAUUGUGUUUGAGAUUAAUCCUUAUCUCGAUAUUGGAAAGGGGAGUUUACAAACAAAGUUGUAUCACCGUGGAGUCCAUAGCGGCACCUCCCGUGACCAGACAUCUGAUCGUGUCUACAGUCGUUUGGACUUUAUCUCACCUGCAUUUCUUAUACCAGCCUGUCGUACCGAGACCAGCUCUCAUUUUUAGUACCUAUGUUUUUAAAAACUUUUUUUGGGAUCUGGAUGUGUUAUAUUGUUAUGUUAGUUGAGUUUUUAUUUUCCCUUUAAUUGUCUACCAUUACAUUGGUUUUAUUCUUAAUUAGGGGUAUUGUUGAGAAAAUCAUAUCAUGGGUAGAAAAAACAGCGACAGACAUCAAGAAUCUUCCAAGACAAUCUGGAGUAAUUGACUGUGGAUCUUUAUGCUGAUGGCAUGGAAAAGUGUUUGCCAAGUAGACUGAAGAGGCCAAGGAACUUCUAAGUGGGGAUGCUGAACCUGUCUACUAUCAAAAUAGAAGACAGAAAGAAAUCACCCAGAUCAAAUAUGGGAAAACCUGCCUGACCUGACAUCACUUCCUGUUCCGGCACCCAGACUGACGUCACUUCCUGUUCCGGCACCCAGACUGACGUCACUUCUGGGUUACAAGAUAUAAAAAACUCUAUCUUGGCUAACUCGAGCAGUUCAGGGUGGAACUCAAAGAAGCAACAUUGCUGAAUCAAUAUAAUCCUUUUGCAGCUAGGAACAAUAUACGGGUGGCUGCCCCAAACCUUUUUAAGAGUGUUGAGACUUGUUCUUUUACAGUGGCGUAGUCGGCAGGAUGGCGUCCUGGUGGAAUAGGAAGCUGAACCAACAGUAUGUCUUAACACAUCAUCAUGGACCACCAAAACAUAUCAGGGGUAUUGUUGAGAAAAUCAUAUCGUGGGUAGAAAAAACAGCGACAGACAUCAAGAAUCUUCCAAGACAAUCUGGAGUAAUUGACUGUGGAUCUUUAUGCUGAUGGCAUGGAAAAGUGUUUGCCAAGUAGACUGAAGAGGCCAAGGAACUUCUAAGUGGGGAUGCUGAACCUGUCUACUAUCAAAAUAGAAGACAGAAAGAAAUCACCCAGCUAAGCGAGACGUACGGACCCGUGAUGACGGUGCACCUGGGUGGGCUGCGGGUCGUGGUUCUGGUCGGCUACGAGACGGUGGAAGAAGCGCUGGUGCAACACGCUGAGGCGUUCGCAGGUAGACCGAAGCUGCCACUGUUUCAUGCGGUAUCCAGCGGAUUCGGGUUGAUCAACUCCAAUGGAGACGACUGGAGAGAAGUACGCAGGUUUUCACUCACCACUCUGCGGGAUUUUGGUAUGGGAAAGCACAGCAUUGAAGAAUAUAUACAAGAAGAGGCUCAGCACCUGGUGGAAAAUCUACGAAAAACUAAAGGUUCACCCUGCGAUCCCACUGUUUUUCUGACUCCAGCUGUGUCAAAUAUUAUCUGCUCCAUCAUGUUUGGAAAACGCUUUGAAUACAGUGAUGAAAAUUUUGCCCACUUAUUGGAUAUCAUUAACAAAUUUACAUAUCUGUUCAGCUGCACUUCUGUGCAGAUGUACAACAUUUUUCCAAAACUCGUCAGUUUUGUGCCUGGACCCCUCAAAUCUACUUUGGACCUACAUGCUGAAUUUAUGCAAUUCCUUGCUAAAGUUGUAGAGGAACACCGAGAGACACUGUGUGCUGACAGCCCUCGAGAUUAUAUUGACAUGUUCCUCAUCAAAAUGAAGCAGGAAAUGAAUAAUCCUGAGACACCUUUUCACCACACUAACCUGUUGCAGUCCCUUUUGGAUCUCUUUCUGGCUGCUACAGAGACCACCAGAACCACACUGCAAUUUGCAUUGCUGAUUUUAAUUAAAUAUCCUCACAUUCAAGAGAAAAUUAAAAAAGAGAUUGACGAGGUAAUUGGCCAUCAGCGUUCACCUACCAUGGUGGACAGAAGGAAGAUGCCUUAUAUGUGUGCAGUUAUGCAUGAAAUCCAGCGGUUGGGUGAUCUGGUCCCAAUGUGUGUGCCACAUGCGACCACUGAGGACACCCACUUCAGAGGCUACGUGAUCCCAGAGGGUACCAUGGUGAUGCCAUUGCUGCACUCAGUCCUGCAUGACAAGAUACAUUUUAAGUCACCUUAUUCCUUUGAUCCUGGACACUUUCUGGAUGAUAAUGGAUGCUUUAAAAUGAAUCCUGCUUUCAUUCCAUUUUCCACAGGAAAACGAGUCUGUUUGGGUGAGGGCCUGGCACAGAUGGAGCUUUUCCUGUUCCUCAGCACCUUAUUGCAGAAUUUAUCUGUGAUGGCCACUGUUGAUCCUGAAAGUCUCAGUCUUCUUCCACGUGCAAGUUCUUUCAUAAAGGUCCCCCAGCAUUAUAAGAUACUGGUCAGUCCCCGUUAACAAAGACACUGAAUUGUACAAAUCAUAACUUUAUAUUCCCAUUUUCUAUACAUUAUUAAAGGUGUUUUCUUAAAAUGUGGAGGCAUGGUAUGAAAAUUGUAUUUGAAUCAAGUAGAUGAGAGACUUAGUACAAGUGUAAAGUGAAAAUCUGUUGUAACAAUGUUGUAAACAAGACAAAGAAGAAUUUGUUUACAUUGAUAAUCCAUCAUUUUUGGUGAUUGUGGUGGUGAUCUUAAUUGUAGGUUACCAGUGUGGUAUUAUGGUUACAGUGCUGGAUUAUAACCCAUUAGUUUGCUAAUGAAUUGAAUAGGUCUCUCAGAGUUCACAAUGUACAAAUAUAGAAAUGACCAUAACACCAAGUAAACAUGCAUUGAGGAAA